Oryza sativa Japonica Group (Japanese rice) is the source of this 1126-nucleotide messenger RNA. RefSeq names its product abscisic acid receptor PYL10-like. NCBI's taxonomy places the organism in Eukaryota, Viridiplantae, Streptophyta, Magnoliopsida, Poales, Poaceae. Gene Ontology annotation, biological process: abscisic acid-activated signaling pathway. Gene Ontology annotation, molecular function: abscisic acid binding; signaling receptor activity; protein phosphatase inhibitor activity. The record is from RefSeq and is a predicted model, not a curated record. Gene Ontology annotation, cellular component: cytoplasm; nucleus.
AAAGAAAAAGGAAAGAGAAGAGAGAGAAAGCCCAAAUCCCAAUUCCCCAUCUGGCUCGCUCGACAUCUUCUUCACUCCUCACUUCCCCCACUUUCUCUACUCCUAGCAUAGCAGCCUCACUUUCCCUCCUCGAUCGAAGCAGCAGGCGGAGGCGGAGGGGAUCGGCGAUGGAGCAGCAGGAGGAAGUGCCACCGCCGCCGGCGGGGCUGGGGCUGACGGCGGAGGAGUACGCGCAGGUGCGGGCGACGGUGGAGGCGCACCACCGCUACGCCGUGGGGCCGGGCCAAUGCUCCUCCCUCCUCGCGCAGCGCAUCCACGCGCCGCCCGCCGCCGUCUGGGCCGUCGUCCGCCGCUUCGACUGCCCCCAGGUGUACAAGCACUUCAUCCGCAGCUGCGUCCUCCGGCCCGACCCCCACCACGACGACAACGGCAACGACCUCCGCCCCGGCCGCCUCCGCGAGGUCAGCGUCAUCUCCGGCCUCCCCGCCAGCACCAGCACCGAGCGCCUCGACCUCCUCGACGACGCCCACCGCGUCUUCGGCUUCACCAUCACCGGCGGCGAGCACCGCCUCCGCAACUACCGAUCCGUCACCACCGUCUCCCAGCUCGACGAGAUCUGCACCCUCGUCCUCGAGUCCUACAUCGUCGACGUCCCCGACGGCAACACCGAGGACGACACCCGCCUCUUCGCCGACACCGUCAUCAGGCUCAACCUCCAGAAGCUCAAGUCCGUCUCCGAGGCCAACGCCAACGCCGCUGCCGCCGCCGCCGCUCCUCCUCCUCCUCCACCGGCGGCGGCGGAAUAGCCUUUUUCUUUUCUUUUUGGACCUCUCUGCAAUUUCACUUCUAUUCAGGGAGGUGCUUCGAAUUUGCUCCAUGUCUCAUGAAGUUGGAGGAGGAAGGGUCAGCUUCUAAUACAUCUCAUUCCUGGUGGUGCUGCCUGUAAUAAUCUCUUCAUCUUCUUUUUUCCUCUCCUCCUCCUCUUCUCUUCCUGGAUUUCUUUUGCUUGGAAUUUUUACUUACCUUUGUGUGUGUGUCUCACUUCCUGAUUGGAAUCCAUAUUUGCUUUUCGGUGGUUUUGUUCUUCAUUCAAAUUCAAAUUAAUCUAUCUAGCAUUUGUUCAUUA